Messenger RNA from Lichtheimia ornata, 2079 nucleotides. RefSeq lists its product as uncharacterized. Gene Ontology annotation, molecular function: G protein-coupled receptor activity. The record is from RefSeq and is a predicted model, not a curated record. The transcript has 5 exons. Bases 1 to 2079 code for a protein of 692 amino acids. NCBI's taxonomy places the organism in Eukaryota, Fungi, Mucoromycota, Mucoromycetes, Mucorales, Lichtheimiaceae. Gene Ontology annotation, biological process: cell surface receptor signaling pathway; adenylate cyclase-activating G protein-coupled receptor signaling pathway. Gene Ontology annotation, cellular component: plasma membrane.
AUGGUGUUAUUCUUGGUUGAUUACGUGACGCCUGAUGAUGAGACUGUACGCAACUUAAGCUUCCAGGAGGGAUGGCAGAUCUACAGUCUACGGUUGCUCAAUCUUGUCAGCAACAGCAUUUCUAUUGUAUCAGCAAUCACGGUUCUUGUUAUCUUGUUGGCUAUGCGACUUUACGAUCGUCGAUUUGUCGAUCGAGUAUCACUACGACUCACAGCAGCAAUAUCAAUGACCGAUCUCGUCUCAGCCAUAUCACUUGUCGUUUACACACUCGUUGGCAACGAUGGACCAACAUGCUCCACAGUCGCCUUCCUUAUCAUUUGGCUCACGAAUCAAUAUAUAUUUCUAUCCACUGCUAUCGCUUUCAAUUUACAAUGGCUUUAUUUGCAAGAUCGUUAUUACAACCCUGCUUUUGAGAAAUGGUACUACAUUGUGUCUUUUCUACUUGCGAUCACCACCGCUGUGGUACCCCUGGGAUCCAACAUACUGGGAUAUGACGCAGCACAAGGAGUAUGCUGGUACACGCCUUCACAAACAUCGACCGUGCAAAUGUGGGAAUAUGGAACGUAUAUUGUGCCGCAACUUGUUUGUUUGUUGUACAGCAGCGUGGUGGUCCUUAUAGUCGUUAUCAAGCUCAAACGCGAUGCCAGCUUCCAGUUUCAUGAAAAGGAUCCUGGUGAUGAUAUUGUUAGCCGCAUCGUUCGCCGUAUCUUGCUGUAUCCAAUGACACCGUUGCUUACACAACUUGGCUUCAUUGCAUCAGAGAUCUACAUGUUCCACAAUAAGCAAGUCAGCUAUCCAUUGAAUGUGUGGGGCGUAUCCACCAAAGGUCUUCCUGGAUUCUUCAAUCUUGUUGGGUUACUUGUUGAUCCUGCAUUUACCAGUGCCAUACAGCACUUGAAAAGGGACCUGAUCAAACGAUACCAACAUGAUCCUAAUAUCCAUCGCAGCAUUUCAACACAGAGCACAACGAGCGAGCGAACGUGGGAGAUAUAUGCCGAUAACGGUGUUCUCGAUUUCAACCUACCACACACCAUCACAUCAGCCUCUCUCGCACCAUUGGCUCAACAAAAGACACAACAGGACGCAUCCAACAAAUAUCUUAAAUGGAUUGUUAAUCACCUAUGGCCUGUACGACAACAUCAAAAUCAAUCCCCUUCAUCCGAUUUACCAGCACAUACGGCUAUUCAGGUAGAAAAGGCACCUCCUCAACGACCUGCUCGUGCUGCAACCAAAGCAGAUGAUAUGAAGCAAAAUGCAUCCUACUCGUCAUCCAUACCAACAUUGUUACACUCGCCAACAGCCUAUUUGAUUGGUGCCAGCGAAUCGGAUACCAUGGUGGAUGAUCGAGACAUACUCAAAGAUAUCGUGUUAGAACAACCCUUACGAUCUCGAUCUACCAAUCACCCAUCAUCAUCCAUUCUAUCAGCACCCAUUUUCCUUGAAGAUCAACUUGAUGAAGCUGUACCAUGGCGUGUUCUUGAAGCAACAGGAGGUGACGACGAUAUGAUCAAACCCACUACCGGCAGCAGCAGCAGCAACACAAGUCAACAUCAAACCCAGCAACCUACGCCGCUUACAUGUGCCACAGCAACCACUGUUGGAUCCCAUAGCCUAUCGUUACCAAGCGAUCAUGAAGUGGAUAGCUGGCUUGAGCUUAACGACGACCCACCUUCACCCUCAUCUCGCAUGUCUCAGUGGUUUACUCGUCGUGGUGAUUCCUUUGAAAUUGUACGAGAACGUGUAGCUCGCAGCUCUAAAAGUAUUCGUCGAUGGUGUCGUCAACAGCAACAGCUUCAACAACAAUCAAAUACGACUAACACUACUACCAUCGAAGAACGGGGAGAUUAUUACUACUCUUCCUCAUGUGAAGUACUUACUACAACUAACGAGAAUCCAUCUCGCUUAUCUUCAUCCUCAUCAACAGAGCAACAACAACGUGGUGGUGGUGGAAGUUUGGAUUUGAGGUGGUCACGAACACUCUCCGGCUCCUUUUUUGAUCCAACUGCUUUACAAGCGGUGCCUGAAGAGACGGCUGAUACUACUCGAUCCCGUGAGACACAAAAAAGGAGAAACUCAUAG